AUGGGAAAUUACGUGAGCAAAAUUGCAUCGAUGUCAAACAAUGCGAUGCAUUCCAUGUAUCGCGGUCGUAAACGAAAAUGUAUCGAGGAAGAUGAUUUUGAUUCUGAAUCGGAUUACAUCGAUCGCACUCUUCAAACGCCAAAAAAAAGGAAAUUAUUGACAACAGCACAAUACAUUUAUAAAACAUUAUUCCAAGAAGAAAAAGGAAGUGACAUAACUGUACUAAUGUUAGGAAAAGCAUGGAGAUUACAUAAAGUUUAUAUCAGCCAAAGUCCAUAUUUUGCAAGUAUGUUUUCAGGAUCUUGGAGGGAAGCAAAUGAGACAGUUAUAAGCGUAGAAAUUGCUGAUCCUAACAUUACAUUAGAUUCUCUUUUGACAGUUUUUGGUUCUUUUUAUCAAGAUGAAGUUAGUUUAGAACCAAAAGAUGUCAUAUCAAUUUUGGCUACCUCCACCUUAUUUCAAUUGCAAGGAUUAAUUGACCAGUGUACGGAUAUUAUGGUAGAGACAACAAAUAUAAAGACAGUUGUUCCUUAUUAUAAUGCUGCUGUAUCUUAUGGUGUACCAGUGGUAAAAACAGCAGCAAAACGAUGGUUAGAAGUUAAUCUUUUGGGAUAUGGAUGGUUACAUCCAACUUUUUUAAAAGAAAUUACACCUGAUUUAAUGGCUGAAUUAAUUGCCAGUCCAGAUUUAAUUGCUAUGCAAACAGAAUUUUGCAUAUAUAUGAUGUUACGAGUAUGGUUAUUUGUUCAUGUACACAAUAAAGAGGAAACGCUUCAAAUUGAUGAAUAUUUUAGAAAUCAUAAAUGGACAAAACCAUUUCUUACAACAGAAGAAGGCAAAGAAUUUGCAGCUCCUUUUAAAGCAUUAAGAAUGAAAUAUCUUUUGUUACAUGAUCAAGAUGUAAAAAUUUUAUAUAGUGACAAUUUAAUACCACAUGAGUGGUUGCACAAUGCAUACAAAGAACAAUGGUUACAUUUAUUAAGAAUAGAUGCGAAUAAAGAUCGAGGACCAAAACAGAUGAGUGAAGAAGAAUUCGCUCGUGAAUGUUUCCGUUGUGGAAGGUGCAUCGAAAAAGCUGGUGAACAUAUUUGGAGAUGGACAGCAUUUCAUUUUGGUUUAGAUUUGGUGGUGUGCUUAGAUAGUACUACUUUAAGAAUUAAAAGGAAUCACAGAUUAGAUACAGAUCACAUAAAAGCAAAUCAUAGCAAACAUAAUAUAAUUCUGAAAGUAAGUCUAAUUUCAUUAGAUGAACAACGUCAAGUAAAACAUAUUCAGAGUUCAGGUAUGCUUAGGUUAUCACUCCAUAAGAAUGAAGAAAAACAGGUAAUGUCUUUGGAUAAACAACUCACUUAUCCUUUGUAUAUAUCAGUCAACAUGCAAGUAGUUACUCCAUUUGUAUCAACAGAAGAAGAAAAAUCAGCUGAUAUAGUAAUAUUCUCGGAUACUUAGCAUAUUAAACAUUUAAACUGAAUAUAACAACGUACGCUUAUCUCAGAUAAUAAUCCGGUUGUUCCAAUUUGUAAUACUUGAAUACGACUAAGUGCUAUAAAUUUUGUUACUCUCACGUGACGUUUAUAUUAUGGAGAUUCUAAUUUCUGAUUAAAACUUUUAUAAACUCAA
Messenger RNA from Apis cerana (Asiatic honeybee), 1620 nucleotides. It is a transcript of the gene gcl, whose product is annotated as germ cell-less. Gene Ontology annotation, biological process: germ cell development. Lineage: Eukaryota; Metazoa; Arthropoda; Insecta; Hymenoptera; Apidae. Gene Ontology annotation, molecular function: protein binding. The record is from RefSeq and is a predicted model, not a curated record.